Molecule: messenger RNA, 3668 nt
Organism: Pogona vitticeps (central bearded dragon)
Lineage: Eukaryota; Metazoa; Chordata; Lepidosauria; Squamata; Agamidae
Gene: NKRF
Product: NFKB repressing factor
Cellular component (GO): nucleolus; nucleoplasm
Molecular function (GO): nucleic acid binding
Source: RefSeq, a predicted model, not a curated record
AGCCGUGGCGGGAGCCGCAAGAGAGCGACCGGCACUGGGCGCUCCGCCGGCAGUUCCUGCUCCGCAACCGGGCGGGCUACCCGGGGGAAGCCGCCUUCCGACAACUCCUGGCCCUCUCGCACGUCUGGACCAACCAUGUCUUCAUGGGAUGCAGGUAUGGCUCCCAAGUUAUGGAGAAAGUCCUCCAGAUGGCCCAAGGCAUUGAUGUGGGUGAGAUGCCAUCAUUUGAGUUGGUGCCAAGUGCCAAGGGAACCAAGAGGCCCCAUUCACCGUUGGAUGACUCUCCCACUCGCAGCCUUGACACUCCAAGAAAACAGCCCCCCAAAUUUCGGGUCAGGCCUCGUUUCGAACCCAUCCAUUUUGUAGCCAGCAACACGCAGGACAAAACUAAGGACCCGCCUUCGGAAGACCAGGCACAAACCGCCGGCGAGACGAUCACCACCCAGCAGAUCCAGAACUACGCGGAUCGGGUUUUCAGCAGCUUCAGUACACAGGAUGGUGACCGCCAGUUUUCAAGCUUGGUGGGCUUGGGCUAUGGAAACAGCCAGCCGGAAGCCAAGGCGGUUCCCAAAAACAAGGAUACUCCUGCCAGUGGUGGAGCAGCGGUUUCCGGAGCGACGUCCCUCAUCCAGGCUGCCUCCGAAACGUUUCCCAAGUCCGUUAUAACAGCCAAGCAGUGUUUCAUAAACAAACUUGUUGCCGCCGUCCGCAAGAAUCUGGCCAGCCCCGAUGCCAGCGGAGGUCCAGACAAAAUUAACUACACGUAUCUUUUGACGCGGUCCAUCCAGGCUUGCAAGACGAACCCCGAAUAUAUUUAUUCUCCCUUAAAAGAACUCUCCCCGGCAGACCUCCCCAAGAACAAGAAACUCCUUAAAGACGGCUUUGCUUGUGAGGUCAGGUGUCAGAACGUGUAUCUAACCACAGGGUACGCCGGCAGCAAAAACGGAUCGCGAGAUCGGGCGACGGAACUGGCCGUGAUGUUGUUGCAGAAACCUGUGGAGGUCAAAGUGGCCCAGCGAAAGUUCAAGAACGCCACCCGGGAGGACUUAGUCUUGUGCGAAAGCGGUACGUCUCCUACUGAAUUCCCACCAGCCCUCAAGCAACUGGAUGAUUUUAUUGCUGCCAUGAAAGAAUGUACCCCAGGGCAGCCAAAUUCAGAAUCUCAGCAAGGUUCCAGUUCAGGGAAACACUGGACAAACUUCGUCCUAACCGAAAACGCCAGCGACGCUAUUGGGAUAUUGAACAAUUCAGCUUCCUUCAAUAAAAUGACAGUCGAAUACAAAUACGUCCUGAUGCCCAACCGCCUCUGGCGCUGCAGCGUCUACUUACAGGAUCACUUCUUGGCAGAAGGCUACGGCACUAAGAAAACCAGCAAGCACGCAGCAGCGGACGAGGCCCUGAAAAUCCUCCAGAAGACCCAGUCCAAUGCUGCAGCGGCUAAAGCAGUCCAGGUUCAGAAAGUGGGGGGCGCCCCCCGGGACCCCUCCAAAAAGAAGGACUUAAAGGACCUCGUUGUGUACGAGAAUUCCAUGAAUCCGGUGUGCACCCUGAAUGACACAGCGCAGUUCAACAAGAUGACUGUGGAGUACGUCUUUGAGAGGAUGACCGGGAUGCGGUGGAAAUGCAAGGUGAUGCUAGAAAACGAGCUGAUUGCCGAAGCGAUUGGGGUCAAGAAGACCGUUAAGCAUGUGGCGGCUGAGGAAGCGGUCAAAGCUCUGAAGAAGACGCAGCCAACGGUGGUCAACAAUCUGAAAAAAGGCACAAUUGAAGAUGUCAUCUCCAGAAACGAGAUCUGCGGCCGCUCUGCCGAGGAAGCGUUGAAGCAGCAGAUCAAGGAGGACAACAUUGGGAACCAGAUUUUACGGAAAAUGGGCUGGACAGGCGGUGGCUUGGGUAAAAGCGGGGAAGGGAUCCGGGAACCGAUCGCGGUGAAGGAACAGUUCAAAAGGGAAGGCCUUGGCCUGGAUGUUGAAAGAGGGUCAAAAAUCAGCAAGAAAGACAUUGAGGGCAUCAUCCAGAACUAUGCCUUCUCGGACAGUAAGAUUGACCUGACUUUCUCUACAGAACUCACCAAUGAUGAGCGUAAACAGAUCCACCACAUAGCCCAGAAAUAUGGGCUUAAGAGCAAAUCUCACGGCCAGGGACGCGAUAGAUACCUAGUGGUCAGCAGAAAGAGGCGCAAGGAAGACUUGUUAGACCAGUUAAAGCAAGAUGGCCAAGUUGGCCAUUACGAACUAAUCAUGCCUCAGGAGAAAUAAAGCUCAAGGGGUGUCAAUUUCUUCUGUGGAUGCCCAGAGUUAGGAGAAAUGUCCCAUUAAACAGCGCAGCAGUUGCCUAUUGUUGUGGGAAGGAUGAUUUAAAAUAAAAAAAUAAAAUGUUUUAUUCGCCCCUUUAAUUUCUAAAACUUUUAUCAGGAAAAAAAAAAGAGUUAGAACUUUUGAAGUCAAGAGUUCUCUCCAAACAUAUGUAGUAUAAGUCUGGAUAAUAUUACUGCAGUUACUGGUUUUAUGAAAUCUCUUGGGGGAAAUGGCUUGUUUCCUUUACAUUUUACUAGUUUUGUAAUAGUAGAAAUGCAUCCACCCCAAGGGAAGUUUCACGACCAUUUUAAAAAGGGAUGACUCCUGUAAUUUUUUUAUUUUGCUUCUUUGAAAACAAAUUUGGAGUGGGGUGGGGAAGAGAUGAAAGGAGACAGCAGUAUGAAGAAUACUAUGUGUAAAUAUGGUAUUAAUAAAUAGAUUUUUAUUUCUGGACAUGCAAAGAAUAGCAUGUUUUAUAUUUAAAAAUGGGUUACAUUGUGGGGAGGGGUGGGUGGGUGGAUAGAAAUGUUUUCAGCGUAUUCAAAAUGCAGCAUUGAUACAGUAAAUAGUAUUUUGAGUCUUUGGUUCAUGAAACUUUGUCUGUUCUACAGUUGUACCAUAGAAGCCUUGAACACACAAUACGGAAUCAGUGAAUCCUAAGAAUCUUAACCUUGACCAUUUAAGGUUAUCUUGAGGUGUAGCACAGACAAGGUUUACCACUACAGUGUGUUGUCUGCUAAUCCAAAUUCAGAUUGUUGCAUUGGUCCCAGCAGGAGAGAAUUGUGAAGAGGGGCACACCUUUCCUACUGAGACCAGUUAAAAACACAUUCAGCUACAGCUGUAUUGUGUCUCCAAUUUAGUCAUCAAAGCUAUAUUGUUGGGAAGGGGCAUGUAAUGCCAGGGUGUUCUGUGGGGAUCUGUUCUACCUCUGUGUGAUCAGAAUUAUACAAAAUAAGCAAAGGCAUGGAAAGGUUUGCUUAAUUUGUGUAAUUCACAGAGGAUCUGGAAUUUGUAAUACUUUGGCAUGGAUAUAAUUUUUUAUAUAUGUGUGUUACAGAACAUGCACGGUUCUUGGGGGUUUACCUUGACAGGUGAGGCUUCUGCUUUUCCCAACAGGAAAUAAAGUAAUGCACUUCCUUCAUCUCAAUAGCUAAGAUUAGCUCUAGAAGCAAUCUGCUUUUGCAUACCCUGUUGAGCAGUGAAGUAUUUAAAACACAUACACACACACAACUGGGGGUGGACGGAGUUGGCAUUUGCUUAUUUCUAUACGUAGCCUCCAAGUACUCGUUUUCUUAUGCUGCUGCUUUUGUGUACAUGUGCUUGUAUAUCUCGUAUGGAGAUCAACAAGUAAAAGGUUCUGUCACCACUGUA